Molecule: messenger RNA, 975 nt
Organism: Metarhizium album ARSEF 1941
Lineage: Eukaryota; Fungi; Ascomycota; Sordariomycetes; Hypocreales; Clavicipitaceae
Exons: 2
Coding region: 1-975 (324 amino acids)
Source: RefSeq, a predicted model, not a curated record
AUGGACGCAUCCCAUCUGGCUGCGCGGGACGGCGGUGUUGCGCCGGCGGCAUUUAUUGACCCGGCUAUUGAAGGCUACGCGCGGCGCAUGGCCUCUUCCAAGAUGCUGAUUCGACAGGACGCAGCGCACGGGGAGCCCCGUGUCCGGGCGAGGUGCGAAGCAAAGGCUAUUCGUCUGCAAAAGGGGGACGAGGAAAACCCAAUUUCUCGCCGGCGGGCAGACGCGCAGCCGACGAGAGAUGCGGGCGGGCAGCCGGCGGCGAUACAAAAACGAGCGGCGCCUCUCCCGCCGCCGCACACGCACACGCACACGCACACCACCACCACCACCAUGCCAACAUUGCCCCAUCUCGUCCUGUGCCUCGUGGCCGCCACGGCCCUCGCAGCGCCCAACGAGCCCUGCUACGCCCAGGGGGGCCGCGCCGGCGUGUGCCUCACCGAGGCGGCCUGCACCGCGGCCGGCGGCACCACGGCCACUGCGCCAGCCCCGCCACCGUCUUUCACAAGUUUCCGCGGCCCGAGAUCCCCGCCGCCGACUGCAAGGACAGCGCCGUCCGCGGCGCCGCCACCAUCCUCGACGCCUUCCCGGGCCGCGUCUGGGCCGUCGGCUGCAAGCGCGACUGUGCGUGCCCCGGCGCGUCGGACCACUGCUGCGGCCUGGCGACUGACCUCAUGUGCUCUGACGGCUAUGGCGUGGCUGCCCACCCUGUCUGGCAAGCAAAUCGCCGAAUGGGUCAUGCGCCACCGCCGCCCCCUCAAGCUCAAGUACGUCAUUUGGGGCCACAAGAUCUGGAACCCGACCGUCGACGACGAGCCCAAGAAGUGGGAGGAGUGGCGCACCAUGAAGGACAGGGGCGACAUCACGCAGAACCACUGGUUACCUUGUCCCCUCCCCUCUUCCCACCCCUAUGCCUGCCGUGCGCUGACCGUUUCUCCUCCCCAGGGACCAUGUCCAUGUGAGCUACGAGGAGUUUGA